Molecule: messenger RNA, 1574 nt
Organism: Gossypium raimondii (Peruvian cotton)
Lineage: Eukaryota; Viridiplantae; Streptophyta; Magnoliopsida; Malvales; Malvaceae
Product: protein trichome birefringence-like 33
Exons: 6
Coding region: 93-1397 (434 amino acids)
Cellular component (GO): Golgi apparatus
Molecular function (GO): O-acetyltransferase activity
Source: RefSeq, a predicted model, not a curated record
AAUACAUUAAUUAUUCACAUGAACAAACUUCCACAAACAAUCAAAACCAUAGAAAAGUUCCUCUUUUCUUCUUUUUCAUUUAAAGAACAAAAAUGAAGGCUCCACUUUCUUCAUCAACAUCAUCAUCCUCUGGUAUUCUUAGAAGGUCUCGUCUCUCAACUUACUUAUACACUUUAUUAGCUUUCAUUGUUUUCGUUGCUGUCAUCCAUGGAGAAUACUCCAUCGCCAAUUUUGGCCGAGUUGACCCAAUAAUCCCCAGCUCAGUUAUCUCCACUACACCAGUGAAGAAAAGGGAGAAGGUGGUGGUGCAGCUGCCGUCAUUUGCGGUGGAGGAAAGUGAAGAAGGAUGUGAUAUAUUCAGUGGCAAGUGGGUCAAGGACGAGUUGACUCGGCCUCACUAUGGUGAAUCGGAGUGUCCAUACAUCCAGCCACAAUUAACGUGUAGAGCACAUGGGAGACCGGAUACUGAGUAUCAGAAAUGGAGAUGGCAACCUCAUGGCUGUGAUAUUCCUAGAUUCAAUGCCACAUUGAUGCUAGAGAGCCUAAGGGGGAAGAGAAUGAUGUUUGUGGGUGACUCAUUGAACCGUGGUCAAUAUGUAUCAAUGGUUUGCCUUCUCCAUAGGCUCAUACCCGAGGAUAAAAAAUCCAUGGAAACAUACAAUAAUGACGCCCUCACGGUUUUCCGAGUUAAGGACUACAAUGCCACCAUAGAAUUCUAUUGGGCUCCAUUUCUUCUAGAAUCCAACUCGGAUAAUGCUGUAGUUCAUAGAAUAUCCGAUAGGAUCGUGAGGAAAGGCUCGAUGAAUAAGCAUGGCAGGCAUUGGAAGGGUGUCGACAUUUUGGUUUUCAAUACGUACUUGUGGUGGGUGACAGGCCAAGACAUGAAGAUCUUGAAAGGGUCAUUCAAGGAUGUUGAGAAAGAAAUAAUGCAGAUGUCAACUGAGGAUGCUUAUCGUAUGGCAAUGAAGAGCUUGUUGAGAUGGGUGACCAGAAAUUUGGAUCGUGAGAGGACUAGGGUUUUUUUCACCAGCAUGUCUCCUACUCAUUCAAAGGGCGAUUGGGGAGGUGAGGCUAGUGAGAACUGUUACAAUCAAACGACACCAAUCGCAGAUUCAAAUUAUUGGGGUUCUGAUAGCAGGAAAAGCAUAAUGAAAGUGAUUGGGGAAGAAUUCAGUAAAUCCGAAUUCCCCAUCACGUUUCUUAACAUCACACAACUAUCGAGUUACCGCAAAGAUGCGCACACCUCGAUUUACAAGAAACAAUGGAAUCCAUUGACGACAGAGCAACUAGCCAACCCGGCUAGCUAUGCAGAUUGCAUCCAUUGGUGCUUGCCGGGACUUCAAGAUACUUGGAAUGAGCUUCUCUUUGCCAAGCUUUUCCAUCCUGAUUUAAUCUAAUUUCCAUUCAUGAAUUUAUAUAUAUAUCAAAUUAACAUUCUUUUACUUGGUUUUUGGUUAUAGCCACAUGCAUACUAUUGCCAUUGAUACAAGGUUUUGGUGCUUGAGGUGGUAACAUUUGAUCAACAAAAUAGAUGAAGAAAUAGAUGAAAAAGAAGAGCUUUUGUAAGAUAAUAA